AUGUCCCUUGUACACCUCGCAAACACCUGCUCCCAUCUUCAGAAUGCCUCGCGCGCUCGCUUAGGUCUGACUUCCAUCCCGGACACAAAAUUCCACCUGAAACUUAUGCUCGCACUACAAAACUCGGGCUUCAUAUCAACCGUUGUACGCGGAGGCCCAACACCACCCCCGGCACACAAUCUAUUAUCUCAUCCUUCCUCGUCCGACCCAUCACACCCUGUUGAACCCGUCACGCGGCACAACGUUGCCUCACGUCGUCUGUGGCUGGGCCUAAAAUACUGGAACUCGGAGCCAGUGAUCGAGAAGAUGGAGCUUGUUUCUAAGCCGACGAGGCGGAUAUGGAUGGACGUGGCAGGCUUAAGGAAACUUGUGUUGGGGCAAAAGAGCGGAUAUGUCAAGGGCAUGACGCGCCCAGGGGAGUGCAUGUACGUCAGCACGGACGCUGGGAUUAUGGAGGCAAGGGAGUGCGUGGAACGCAAGAUUGGAGGGAUGCUGAUUUGCCGGGUGCGAUAA
This is a messenger RNA of Fonsecaea nubica, 513 nucleotides long. RefSeq lists its product as hypothetical. Gene Ontology annotation, cellular component: ribosome; mitochondrion. NCBI's taxonomy places the organism in Eukaryota, Fungi, Ascomycota, Eurotiomycetes, Chaetothyriales, Herpotrichiellaceae. Gene Ontology annotation, molecular function: structural constituent of ribosome. The transcript has a single exon. Gene Ontology annotation, biological process: translation. The record is from RefSeq and is a predicted model, not a curated record. Bases 1 to 513 code for a protein of 170 amino acids.